Molecule: messenger RNA, 720 nt
Organism: Dovyalis caffra
Lineage: Eukaryota; Viridiplantae; Streptophyta; Magnoliopsida; Malpighiales; Salicaceae
Source: the annotation of a GenBank genome assembly
AUGGGUAGCUUAGAGAGCCUGAUGAAAAUGCUUAGUAUAGAUGAAGAAGAGAAAUGGAUAAAGCAUUAUAGCAGUUCUCAUAAGAUACUACUAGUUGGAGAAGGUGAUUUUUCUUUUGCUGCUUGCUUGGGCCAAAACUUUGGCUCUGCUGUCAAUAUGGUUGCAACUUCUCUGGACACAAAAGUCUCUCUCGUGGCCAAGUAUUCAAGAGCUGCAGAAAAUUUGAAAAAGCUGAAGGAUUUUGGAUGCACAAUUCUGCAUGAAGUAGAUGCACAUACAAUGAGCUGCCAUCCUCUUCUCCAUUGGCAAUUGUUUGACAGGAUAGUCUUCAACUUUCCUCAUGCCGGUUUCCAUUACCGUGAACAUGACAGCUUGCAAAUUGAGUUGCACCGAAAUUUAGUGAAAGGCUUCCUACGGAAUGCACGUUAUAUGCUGGCGGAGAAUGGAGAAGCUCACGUGACCCACAAGACUGCCCAUCCAUUUGAUAGGUGGGAGAUUGAGAAGCUAGCAGAGGAUGUUGGUAUGUACUUGAUUGAAAAGUCCCCUUUCUUUUCAUGGGACUAUCUAGGAUACAGUAAUAAGAGAGGGGAUGGGAUCAGGGCGGAUGAUAGUUUUCCUGUUGGAGCUUGCAGUACUUUUAAAUUUGGGAGGACUUACCUUAGGAGAACGAGAGCCUUGGCUCUUGACACUCUUGUCAUGUUUUCUGGUUUCGGUGGUUAG